AUGAGUAAAAUAAAUGGAUCAAAAAUUGAUGACAUAAAUAAAAGUGAGAAACAAAUGAAUUCAUUUAACAAUCAGUUACUUGGUGAAGAAAAUUAUAAAAUGAAUAAAGGAUUUAAUAUAUCUAAUUAUAAUCUAGAUUUAAUCAAAUGUUUACAAGAUGAAUCAGGAAUAUAUUUUAUAUUAGAUCCAUCUAAGGCCAUAAACGAAAAAAAAAAUUCAGAAGUAUAUGAUAUUUUUGUACCUGAGAAUAGUGAUGGAGUUACCUUGCAUGUUCAAAAAGUUAAUGAUGAAUAUAAAUGUAUAGGUGUUAGUAUUACUAAAAAAGGAAUAGAUAUAAACACAGGAACAAGAAUUUUUAACACAAAGAUAGCCGAUUGGUUAGAACAACUAUUUCAUUUUAAUAAAACGUUAGCUUGUAAUAAUUCUGCUAACAAUGCAUCCAAUAAUAAUAGCAAAUUGAAAAGAGUUAACAGUAGUAACUCUAUUAUGAGCAGUAAUAAUAACAAUUCCUCAAAUUCUGUUGUUAAUAAUAAUAAAAAUACUAACAAUACUUUAAAUUCUAUCAAUAAUAAUAAUAAUAUUAGCAAUACUAAUAGUAAUAAUAAUAAUAUCAAUAAUAAUAGCAAUAAUAAUAAUAAUCAUAAUAAUAAUAAUAACAAUCAAAAUAAUUAUAAUAACAAUCAAAAUAAUAAUAAUAAUAAUAUGAAUACUAAUACUAAUACUACUACGACUACUGCUAAUAAUAAUAAUGAUAAUGAUAAUGAUAAUAAUAAUAAUAAUAAUGAUAAUAAUAAUAAUAAUAAUGAUAAUAAUGAUAAUAAUACUGCUAAUAAUAAUAAUGAUAAUGAUAAUAAUAAUAAUAAUAAUUAUAAUGAUAAUAAUAAUAAUAAUAAUACUACUACUACUACUACUACUACUGCUAAUAAUAAUAAUGAUAAUGAUAAUAAUAAUAAUGAUAAUAAUAAUAAUGAUAAUAAUAAUAAUAACAAUCAAAAUAAUAAUAAUAAUGUAAGCAAUGGAAGUAAUUUAACAAAUAACAAAUUUAAUAAUUACAAUAAUAUAAAGCAUACGUCACCUGGUGUACAUCAAUCAUCAGUUUCUAAUAUACCUAAAAAUUCUAAAAAUAAUUAUGAUAAUUUUCAAAAUAAUGAAAAUUAUAAUUCUGUUAUUUGCAAUAAAAAAGCUAACAAAACUGCAAAUCAACAAAAUUGUAAUUUAAAUCAUUCAAAUAGCACCAAUAACAUAAUGUCUCAUACUGUUGCUGCUGCAAAUUUAAAUUCUCAAUCGAAAGAUCAAACGCAUCAGCAUAUUCAACAAAUUCAGCAUGCAAAGCAAAUGAGAUUACAUCAAUUGAAUAACUCGCAUUCCCAUAAACCUCAUUUAUUGUCCUACCAUAAUGUAAAUUAUGAUGAUAAAAAUAAUAAUAAAUUAUAUAAUAAUAUAAAUUCAAAUAAUUUAAAUAACAAAAAUGUGUCCAAUGGAAAUUCUACAGCACCACAGGUAUCUUCUACAUCAAAUAAUGAAAUGAUAAAGAAUAAUAAAUUAGGUUGCGCAAAUAGACAAAAAAAUAUAAAUCAUCACAUACAUAAUCAUGCACAUAAUGAUAUCUUUAAUUCUCAAAAUUCUCAUCAAAAUAAUCAUAUAUAUAAUCAUAAAUCACAACAACAAUCUUAUAAUGAAAAUUAUGGAUAUAGGCCAACAUUAUUUAAUUUGUUAGAAGUAUUAGCUAACCACAAUAUAACAACUCCUGAUCAACGUGUGUGUAUAAGAGGUAUAGUCACAGACUUUCUAAAUAAUGAAUUGCCGCAUGGAAAAAUAUAUGCAUAUAUUGGUGCAGUUGUAGGUCAUGAUAUUUUACAUGAUAUAAUAAGAAAAUUAGAAAAAGAUCCUAAUAGAAAUAUAGUUCCAGAUGCUUCAGGAUUAGCUCGAAUAGAAGCAGCAUUUGGAUUAAGUAAAUCUUCUUAUGAUUUCAUGAAUAGUAAUUCAAAUAAUUCUAGUGUAAAUAAUAUUUCUAAUGUGUUAUUUAAUCAUCGUAAUUUAAGUAGCAAUAUUUUAAAUAAUCAUAUUUAUUCUAGUAUAUUAUCAAAUGUUGCUACUAAUAAUAUGAAUAAUAAUCAUGCUCUAAAUAAUGAUCGUUUAAAUAUAGAAAAUGAGAAAUUGUUAAAUAGUAAAACAUCCAAUGAUAUAAAUAAUUUAUUGAAAUAUACAAAAAAUGAAAAAUAUUCCGUUUCUUGUAAUAAUUUUUUAAAUUUAAAUAAAAAAAAUAAUCAGAAUAUUAAUAAUAUGUUAAAUUUAAGAUGUGAUAAUGUUUUUAAUAAUAAUAAUAAAAAUAACAAUAAUUUUACUCCUCAUGAUUAUAUAUGUGCAACUAGAAAUUUAAAUAUGCAAUGUUCCAACAAAAAUAAUUUUUCUGAUGAUGAAGAGGAGUUAAUGAAAGCAAUUAAAAAAAAUAUAGAGACUUACAAAAUGAAUAAUAUUAAAAAUAUAUUGAUAUCAUCUGUUUUUGGUAGAAUUAAAUGGUUAAAAAUUAUGAAUGAGUCACCUCAUGCAUACUUAUAUGGACAUAGUAUAGUAAAAUUUGGUAAUAAAUUAUAUAUGUUUGGUGGCUCAAAUAAUAAAAAUAAAAAGGUUCCUUUUAAUCACACUUUAACAUUUAGUUUAAUAUACUACAAUUAUAAAUUACUUCCAUUAGGUGGUAAUUAUCCUGAAGAAAGAGAUGGUCACACUACUCAUUUAAUUUCUUUGAAAAACGGAUUAUCUAUAUUUUUAUUUGGAGGAAGUAAUGAAAAUAUAUAUUAUAAUGAUAUAUAUAUUUUAGAUAUGGAAACUCGUAAAUGGUCUUUAAGAGAAGUAAAAGGCAAAUUGCCAUUACCAAGAGAUCAGCAUUCUUCUCUUGUUUAUCCAGCCAAAAGUGAGCAUUUAAGAGGAGAAAAAUCUAAUCUAACUGAAGGAGUAAUCAUAUUUGGUGGAAAAUGCUUGUAUAAUAAUAGUAUUAUUAAUUUAAAUGAUAUGUGGAUAUUUUUGUUUCAUCUAAAUAUAUGGGUACGCAUAAAUUAUUUAAGUGAAGAAACACCAAUAGGUAGACAUGGAAUGAAUCUAGUAUGGUCUGAUACUAAUACUUUAUGUUUGUUUGGUGGAGAAUGUUAUGAUAAUUCUAAAAACUUUAAAGAAAGAAAAUUAUUGGAUGAUAUGUGGAUAUUUAAAUUACAUACCAAUAAAAAUUUUAUUUCAAAUAAUUCUAAUUUACGUGAUGGAAACUCAUGUAAUCCAAGUGAUAUUAUUCAAACAGAUGUUUAUAAUAAUCAAUCUAGCAAAGCAUGUUAUCAUAAGAAUAUCAUUAAUAAUCCUAGUUCAAAUGAACAAAAUACUUUUGAAAAUAACCAUUCGACAAAUGCUUUAUGUAAUAAUAGUGCAGAUGCUUAUAUUAGUGAUAAAGAAACUUCUGAUAAUGAAAAAGAUAAAAAAUUCACGAAAAAAAUAAGAGUAACAGGCGAAUGGCAAAGAGAAGUAUAUGAAGGAAAAAUAGGAUGUAGAUCUAAUUAUAGUAGUAUUUUUAUAACUCAAAGACAUCAAGAUUUUAAAGGAGCAGAACCAAAAACUAUUGAAAGGUUAAUGCUUUUAUGUAGUGGAAUAACAUAUGUUACUAAAGAUAAUAAAAAGAAAAUUGUUUCGAGUGAUGAAAUAUACGUUUACUUCUUUUCACAAAAAAGAUGGUAUUUAUUAAAAGGAAAACUAUAUAAUGAAGAAUUAAUAUAUAAUGGAAGGCAAAGACAUGUAGGUUGUUUUUUUGAAUCAAAAAAUGUUUUAGGUAGGGCAAAUAAAAACCCAAUUCCUUGCAUAUUUAUACAAGGAGGUUUUAAGAAAAAUUCAGUUUUUGGUGAUGCAUGGUUGUUAUCACUUACAGGAGAAAAUCCAUUAAGAAUUCAUGAAUAUGAUUCAUCGAGGGAAAAAAUUUCAACUACUCAAAUGCCACUGUAUUACUUUAGAGAUACACAUUCGAUUAGUUUAUUAUAUAGUUUUUGUACUUUACAGAAAUGGUUAUUUGGUGCAUUUGCAAACUUGGUUGAUAACUGUAUUCAAUCAUCAAAUCCAGCUGAAAAUGUUUUUAUUAAAUAUGAAUUAACACCUGAGCAUGAUGGUAUGUUAUCUAUUCAAGAUGAUGGAGAAGGUUUGGAUUUUAAUGCUAUGAAUAGAAUAUUAAGAAUGUAUGGUAAUUAUAGAAAUUAUGACAAAAAUUUAUUAUAUAAUAAUAACAAUACUAGUGUAAAGAAGCAUAAUUUACCAAAUAGUGAUUUUGUCAACAAUAAAGUAGAUGAAUUUAAUGAUGAUCAAAGUGAAAAGGAUUAUAAUUCUAAUAAAAAUGUAAACAGAAAUUCAUCAAGCGCAAAAAAUAAUUCCCAAGAAUACAAUAAAGAAUCAUUAUUAGAUGAAAAUAUAGAAUCCUCUCAAAAACAAAAACAGAAAAAUAUAGAUAAUGAAAAACCUAAAGAAAAGCAAAAUUAUUAUGAAGAAGAAAUUGAUGAAAGUGACAAAGAAAGAGAAAAUGAAGAAGUACCUAAAAAUAAAAAAAAAAAGAAAGAACAAGAAAACAAUGUUGAUUUGAAAAAGGAGAUUGAUGAAAAUAGUACUACAACUAAUAUAAAUAAUAAAGGAGCUAUAAAUCUAAAUGAAAAAAAUAAUCCAUUGGAUUAUAAUGAAAUGAAUAAUAAAGGAGGAAAUAGUAACAAUGAUGAUUAUGAUUAUAAAACACAUGAUGAAGAUUCUUUUUAUAAUGAAAAUGCAAAUAAUACAUUUGAUUUAAAAUAUGGUGUUGGUUUUAAAAUGGCUUAUGCAAGAAUUUCAUCUAGCUGUGCUAUUAUGUCUAGAACGGUUAAUACUAUAGGUAUAGGGUUAUUAUCAUUAGAAUUAAUGAAUCAUUGUGAUGCUAAAGAAUUAGCUACACCAUUGUGUAUGUGGAAAUUACCUAACAAAGAAUUAAUAAAUAGGAAUAUUGCAAAUAAAUCAGAACAUAGACAUCAUCAGAAAUUGUUAAUGUCAUACACCCCUUUUAAUAGUCCCAGUUUAUUAGCAGAACAAAUUAAUAUUUUAGGAACAUAUAGUGGAACUAGAUUAUUAUAUUGGGAUUUUAGGGACGAUAUGGAUUUUAUUGUAUUUUGCUCCUCUAAUAAUAAUAUAUAUUUAAGUAGUUCCCCUUUAAGUUUAGAAGAAAUUAAAUAUGGUAAGAAAAGAAAGAAUAUUACUAAUGUCAGCAAUAACAGUAAUAAAUAUUCUUGUGUAGAAGAUAUAAAAUUAAAUAAUAGAGAUAUUAAAAGAAAAGGUAAUUUUGAAGAUGAAAAAAUGAAGAAAGCUAAAACAGAAAAGGAUUCUUCUAUUGGUAACAAUAAUAGAGACUAUAAAAAUAAUCUCGUUAAAGAGGAAAAAGAAGAUAUUUAUGUAACUGAAGAAAAUACAAAAGAAUAUAAUGGUAAUAAUAGCACUUAUUCAAAAAAUGAUGAUAAUAAUCAGGAUGAUUUAAAUCUUGAAAAUAACAAUAAUAUUAAUGAUAAUCAAUCGAAAACUAAUAAAAAUAAUGUAAAGAGAGAAAAAAAAAUUAAUACAAAUUCUUGUGAUGAAAAUAAAAGUAUUGAAAAAAAUAAUAAUGUUCACAAGAAUGAUAUUAAAAAUGGUAUAUAUAAUAAGGCCAGAAAUAACGAUUAUGAUCCGUAUCAAUAUUAUAAUAGUUCAUUAAAAAAGUUAAAUUUAUUCGAAUAUAAUGCUCAUUUACAUCCAUCCAUAUCUAAAGAAAAAUACAACAUUAGCUCUAUUUUUCCUUUAUGGGAUCAUCCUAAAGAUAGUAUAGAUUAUUGCUUAUCUACAUAUUUAUAUUGGCUCUAUUUAAGAAGAAACACUAAUAUAUUUUUGCAAAAUACUCUUCUUAUACCUACAUGUAUGAGAAACAAUGAUAAGAGUAAUUUAAAAAAAAAAAAAAAAAAAUCAAAAAAGGGGAAAAAUAGAAAAAAAUUAAAAAAAAAAAAAAAUAAUAAUAAUAAUAGUGAUUUUAAUAAGAAUAUUAUAAAAAAUAGAAAGGAAAAAAAUAACGAAAAUAUAUCUUUCAAUAAAGAAAGUGAUAAUCAAUAUCAUUUAAAAGAGGAAGCUACAGAAGAAAACAAAGAUGAUAGAGAUAAUAAUAAUACUACUAACUUUGAAUCCAAUGAAAAUGUAAACAAAUUUAAUAUUCCAAUAAAAAACGAAAUAGAAGAAGACUCAAAAAAUGAAGAUAUUGAGAAAAACAAUGAUAAGUACGAAAAAAGAAAAAAACAGAAAACAAAUGACAUGAAUAUUGAUAACAUUCAAAAUGAAGAGAAUGAAAAUGAAGAUAAAAAUGAGAAUGAACAAGAUCAAAUAGAAAAAAAAAAAUUACAAGAAGCGUUAGAAUAUGGAAUAAAACAAGAAAAAAAAGAAGGAAAUGAAGUGCAUAAAAAAGAAAUGGAAAUAAAAAAAGAAAAAGAUAGACAUUUAAAAGAAGAUGAAGAUGAAGAAGAUGAUGACGUUGAUAAUGAAGAAGAUGAUGACGACGAUGAUGAUGAUGAUGAUGAUGAUAAUGACGAUGAUGAUGAUGAUGAUGAUGACGAUGAUGACGAAGAGGAGGAAGAAGAUGAUAUUGAUGGUGAUCAAGAGGAAGAAAAAGAAGAACAAAAAGAAUCAGGAUUACAAAAAACCGAAAAAGAUGAAAAUGAUGGCCAUAAUGUUAAGGAAGAGUAUGAUAAUGAAAAUACUGAAGGAAAAAAGAUAAAAAAAAUAAAAGAUAAUGAUAAUGAAAUAAAGGAAGAAAAUGAAAAAAAAGCAAAAAAGAAACUUGAAAAAAAUGAGAAUUAUGUAAACAAAAAAGGAAACAUGUAUAACAAUGAUAUAAAAAAUGAAGAAAAUGAAAAAGUAAAAAAAGAAAACUAUGUCAAUUUAUAUAUGGAAAAUUUAAAAAUAAAAGAUGAGUAUUAUAUAAAUAAUACUAGUAAAUACACAUUAUAUAGUUUUCUAAAAAGAAAAUUGUAUAAACAAGUAGAAUUUCAUUAUUUAUUUACACCAUCAGAUUACGAAUACGGUUCUUUUAUUAUGAUGGGAUUUUUAAAUGAUAACGACAAUACAUUAAUAGAAGUAAAAAGAGUUUGUGAAGCUGGUAUUUUACUAUAUUAUAAAAACAGAUUAAUAAAAAGAUUAGAUGCACCAUUUAUUGAUUCUGCUUAUAACUUAUCUUUAUCUAAAUAUCCUCCUAAUCCAUCUCUUUAUGAAGGAAAUUUAUAUAAAUAUGCUCUCACAGUUAUUGUUAAUGUGCCUAAUUGGUUAAAACCAUCUAUAAGUAAACAGGAAUUUAUACAUGAAAAUAAUUACGCUUUUCUUGUUUUCAAAAAAAAAUUAAUUUCCUUAAUUAAGUAUUAUCUUAAUAUCUGUCAGGAUAAUCUAAAAUUAAAAAAAUGGAAAGAAUCAAGAGAUUUAAAAUUAAAAAACUAUCUUGAAAAAGUUCAAUAUAAACUAAGAAAAUCAAAAAAUGAAUCAGAAAAUGAAUAUGAAAAAGCAUACAAAAUUGUAUAUAAUGAUAAAGAUAAAAUAAGAAAAGAAGAUAUUGAAAAAGAAGAAGAAUUAGAAAGAGAGGAAAAUAGACAAAUAGUUAAAGAAAUUGAAAAAGCUCAAGAAGAAAAGAGGCAAAGAGAAAGUGAAAUAGCCAUUAAUAAACAAAAAGGUAAUUAUAAUAAUUUAGAAGAGGAAGAAGAUGAAAGUGAAGAGUAUACAAAACCCAUGAGAAAAAGAGAAAAACAAAAAAAAGAAAAUGAUGAAGAUGAAGAAGAAAAAGAUGGAGAACAUGUUGAAAAAGGAAAUAAUGGACACAACGAUGAUGAGAUCAAAAAGGAAGAUAAUGAACUAGAAGAAGAAGAAGAAGAGGAAGAUGAAGAUGAACCAGAAGACGAUAAUGAGCAAGACGAUGAGGGAAAAGAAGAUGAACAAGAGGAAUAUGAUGAAGAAAAAGAGCAAGAAAAAAUAAGGAAAAAGCAAAUGAAUGAGCAAGCAGAUGAAGAAGAAGAUGAAGAUGAUGCAGAUGAUGAUGAUGAUGAACAAGAAGAAGAUGAACAAAAAGAUGAAGGUCAUGACAAUGAUGGUGAUGAUGAUGAUCAAGAUGAACGUGAUGAUGAUGAACAAGAAGAUGAAGAUCAGAAUGAACAAAAUAAUGAAGAACUAAAUAAAUCCAUAGAAGAGAAUUAUCCUGAUAGAUGGAAGCAGUGA
Messenger RNA from Plasmodium gallinaceum, 8253 nucleotides. Its product is annotated as conserved Plasmodium protein, unknown function. Gene Ontology annotation, molecular function: protein binding. The record is from RefSeq and is a predicted model, not a curated record. The transcript has 2 exons. The coding region runs from base 1 to 8253 and encodes 2750 amino acids. NCBI's taxonomy places the organism in Eukaryota, Apicomplexa, Aconoidasida, Haemosporida, Plasmodiidae.